UACUCGGAGUCAUGAAAUUCAGAUCGCAUUCAUGACGCGAAUGCUCUCCUGCUCCGUGCCCCCCAGUGUCCAUAUCGACGAUGGCGCACAUCGGCGUGGAGGCAUCCGCGGUGUCGAUACUCAAGAGAGCGGUUGACUACGAUCAGCAAAGCAGAUAUACAUCGGCCCUCGUAUGUUAUCAGGAAGGGAUUCAGCUGCUACUCGACGUUCUCAAAAUUACUGGAGACGAUGAGCAGAAGCGACAGCACAUACGGGGGAGGAUAAAGUCUUACAUGGACCGGGCGGAAGAGAUCAAACGUCUCAUACAGAAAGAGAAGGAUGCGGGUACGUUCACCGAGAAGUUCAGUAUACCGGAUGGCUCCAGGAAUUUCGGCUACGAAGCAAUAAUGGGACAGCUGCUUGACAGCGGAGUUCGAACUGUGGAAGUCGAGGAUCCGUACAUCAUGGCAACGCACCAGAUAAUCAACUUCAUUAAAUUCUGCGAGAUGUUGAUCAUAAAAUGCAAAAAUCUCAGCAAGAUAAAACUCAUGACGAAGGUCAAUGAACGAGGUUCGCCAGCUGAGCAGAAAGAGAGGUUGUCUCAGCUCGCAACAAGUCUGAAAACGCACAAAGUAGACCUUGAGUUGAUAUUCUCGACGACUCUACACGACCGGGAAAUCAGAUUCGACACCGGUUGGAUAGUGAAAAUUGGCAGGGGACUGGACUACUUCAAACCGACUCCGUCAAUGUUCAGUGUCGGGCACUUCGACCUUAAUCUGAGGGAAUGUCACGAAACAACUGUCAAUAUUUUCCACACGAAGCACUUGCGACAUAACUAACUGCUGUCAAGAAGAAGCUCCAUAGGACUCAGCCAUCAUAAAAACAUAAAAUCAUUAUUCAAAUGUUUCUGAAGACCUGAACAUAAGGCGCGGAACAAAUGACUUGGUAUAUAUUUUUCUAAUAAUGAGUCUCAUCCCAAUCUGGAAAUUUCGUUUCCGGUGUACAA
Messenger RNA from Galendromus occidentalis (western predatory mite), 985 nucleotides. RefSeq names its product MIT domain-containing protein 1. The record is from RefSeq and is a predicted model, not a curated record. The coding region runs from base 81 to 818 and encodes 245 amino acids. Lineage: Eukaryota; Metazoa; Arthropoda; Arachnida; Mesostigmata; Phytoseiidae. The transcript is spliced from 5 exons.